Messenger RNA from Symbiodinium sp. CCMP2456, 570 nucleotides. The record is from the annotation of a GenBank genome assembly. Lineage: Eukaryota; Dinophyceae; Suessiales; Symbiodiniaceae.
AUGGGCGAACCGUCCAGCCUGACGGGAGAUGUCGGACCUGCCUUCCCGGUAGUCAUACCUGUGGGACGCACCGGUGCGAUCGAGGAAGCUGUGCCGCCUGCAGACGCUGCGAAUGCAGGAAGUUCAGGACCCGCAGGACCCGAAGCCGAAGCUGCCAUGUGGAAGGCCCUCGGUGAUGUUGUGACCACAAGGCUGAAGCUGGCUGCAGAUACCCUGUCGAAGGCGGGACUUGGGGCCCAACAGAGCGCAACCGCAGCCUGCCUCCAUACCCACUUUCAAGGGACCACCGAGUGCUCCUGCACCCCCUUUCACGAGCAGCAGCGCGCUGCCGCCGGUUGGCCCAGGCCUGGGCAUGGGCGCCUUGCCUUCCGUGCCGGUCUCCGGUGCCGGUCCCGGUCCCUGGGGAGCCCUGCCACCGAUGCCGCCCGUCGUGGCGCCCGCCUCGACGCUUCCAUGUGCGCUGUGGGCUUCGCAGUGCGCGGUCCUCGCUCAGCGAAGACCUUCGCAAAAGGCUCUGGGCAGAUUUCUCUGAUGCUGCGUCGCAUGACAGAGCAGUGCCAGAAAAAUUGA